AGGAUGUACAACUUUUAGUCCGUUAUUUGCAGCACUUAUGUCAGCAGCGUUCAAACGUUCACCAGUAAAGCAUUUCGAAACCUUUGGAUCCUUUUCGUAGUCACGGUAAACAGACUCCAACAUGUCUCCGAAAAAGCAAGAAAGACAAGAAGCUGACCCCAGCUCUAUUCCAUGGUAUGAGUCCCUAGACCCUUAUAUGAGCUCUCUACCUUGGGAUGAACAGGUAGAAUUAGAGGAAAAGCGAAUGGAAGAAAUGCAGAAUGAAAAUCUCAUGAACAGAGAGAAGAUUAAGAUCCUGACGGAAGAAAAUGAGAGAAAGAGCGCUGAAUUAGAAAAAUUAUCCUACCAGCUUCAGGAAAAAGAAGGUAUUGAGGAGAAACAAUGGGCUCUCCAAGAUAAGAAGAAUCAGGUGCUCCAAGAAAAGCUGGAUGACGCUCUGGAAAAAAUUAAAGAUCUGCUCCAAAAGGAGAAAAAAGAGAGCAUAAAACAGGAAACCAUGGUCAGGAAGAAUCAGGAGCUCCAAGAAAACCUUGAUGAAGCUCUGGAGAAACUUAGAGAAAUCCACCAAGAAGAGAAACAACAGGCCGAGCAGAGAGACAUGCAGCGCAAACUCCAAGCCAUGGAGGAAAAACACAAAGCGCUGCAGGUGAAACAUGACAAAACUCUGCACAAAAAUCAACAGUUGCUUCAAAACAAGAAGCAAAUGGAAAUGAAACAGAAGGAAAUGGACUCCAAGCAUGACGAGAUGGAGGAAAAACACAGACUGCUCCAAAUCAAGCUUGAGAAAACAGUGCACAGAAAUAAAGAGUUCAUUGAAGAGAAAGAGCAACAAGAAAUCUUCGAGAAAGAAACGGACUCCAAGCUUGAAGUCUUGGAAGAAAAACUGAAAAUGCUGCAAGUAACUCUUGAGGAAACACUGCUCAAAAAUACAGAGAUGCUUCACGAGAAUGACCAACAAAAAAUACAAAAGGAAGAAAUGGAUUGCAGGCUGAGGAACAUCGAGAAACAAAAUAGAGGCUUGCAAGUAAUGCUUUAUGAAGCUCUCGAAAGGAAUAAAAAGUUCCUUUACGAGAAAGACCAAUGGAAAAUACAUCAGCAAGAAAUGGAGUGCAAGCUGAGGCACAUCGAGACACAAAAUAGAGGCUUGCAAGUAAUGCUUGAUGAAGCUCUGGAAAGGAAUAAAGAGUUCCUUCACGAGAAAGACCAACGGAAAAUACAUCAGCAAGAAAUGGAGUGCAAGCUGAGGAACAUCGAGAAACACAACGAAGGCUUGCAAGUUAUGCUUGAUGAAGCUCUGGAGAGAAAUAAAGAGAUUCUCCAAGACAAGAAACAACAGCCCGAAGAGCAGAGAGACAUGCAGAGCAAACUCCAAGCCAUGGAGGAAAAAUACAAAGCUCUGCAGGUGAAACAUGAUAAAACUCUGCACAAAAAUCAACAGUUGCUUAAAGACAAGAAGCAAAUGGAAAUGAAGCAGAAGGAAAUGGACUCCAAGCUUGAUGACAUGGAGGAAAAACACAGACUGCUCCAAAUCAAGCUCGAUAAAAAAGUGCACAGAAAUAAGGAGUUCAUUGAAGAGAGAGAGCAACAAGAAAUCCUCGAGAAAGAAACGGACCACAAGUUUGAAGUCUUGGAGGAAAAAUACAAAAUGCUCCAAAUAACUCUUGAGGAAACACUCCUCAAACAUAAAGAGCUGCUUCAAGAAAAAGACCAACAGAAAAUACAACAGGAAGAAGAAAUUUUUUUUCUCCACAAGAAAUAUCUAGCACUCCAAGAAUUGUAUAACGAAACGAGGUACAAAACAUCUGUACUGGAAGGAGAAAAGAAAAAAAUGGAAAAACAAUGCUCAGCGAUGCAGAGUAGCAUCAAUGAAAUGCUGAGAAAAAAUACCGAACUUGAAGAACUUUCUAAGACCUUGAAGUCCAAAAACACUGAAAUCCAGGCGCAAAAGCAAGAACAACAGAAAACACAUAAAGACCUGCAGUGUAGACUUCAAGAAAUCCAGAAGAGAAACCAGCAGCUGGAAGACAUGCACACAGAUGUGCACAAGGCAAAGCGAAUAGAGGAGGCAACAGUUAAAGAACUGCAAGACAAGCUUAAAGAAAAACAAGAACAAUUAGAAGACAUGGUGAAAAGAUGCAGCAAACUUGAGAAAGAAAACACAGAAACAAUGGAUGAGCUGAAAACCCUCAUCCUUGAGAAAAAAGUGCUCGUGGAACAUUGUCUGAAAAAGAAGAGAAAACGUUUCCACUGGUUCUGGAGAAGGGACACUGCUGCUUCUCACCUGAUGUAACCAUGUCUUCCUCCGCCUCUAUUCCAGCUUAAUUUUCCCCCUUCCCCUUCCCCUCCCUCCUUUUUCUUUUUCACCCUCACCCCCCGACCAGUCCCGGCAGUUGAC
Oreochromis niloticus (Nile tilapia) is the source of this 2395-nucleotide messenger RNA. RefSeq names its product trichohyalin-like. The record is from RefSeq and is a predicted model, not a curated record. The transcript has a single exon. Lineage: Eukaryota; Metazoa; Chordata; Actinopteri; Cichliformes; Cichlidae. Bases 122 to 2290 code for a protein of 722 amino acids.